This is a messenger RNA of Triplophysa rosa, 6569 nucleotides long. RefSeq names its product glutamate receptor interacting protein 2a (gene grip2a). Gene Ontology annotation, molecular function: protein binding. NCBI's taxonomy places the organism in Eukaryota, Metazoa, Chordata, Actinopteri, Cypriniformes, Nemacheilidae. The transcript is spliced from 24 exons. Bases 2553 to 5705 code for a protein of 1050 amino acids. The record is from RefSeq and is a predicted model, not a curated record. Gene Ontology annotation, biological process: neurotransmitter receptor transport, endosome to postsynaptic membrane.
GGGGUCCCUGCGUGGGGGGGCUUGAAGAAGGGACUGGCCGGAGGGGUGAAAGGCAAAAGGAGAAUGUUUUCGUUCUCACUGCGGUGUCGGAUGGGAGUUAUCAGAGGAAGAGUUAAAGGUAAGACGUGGCAGAGAAGAAUAUAUGAUGUGUACAUAAGGUGUGGGACCUUUACGUUUAGGUGUGUUUGUGCAGGUGUAAAGGCUGAACUUUAUGUAUCGUAGUGGGUGUAUUCUUCAGGGACGCCUAAAGAUUAUGGCCCAGUUUCACAGACAAGGCUUAAGGCUAGUCCUAGACUAAAAUGAAGGUUUGACCGGUCUUAACUCAAUACAACAUGCCCAGAAAUAUCUUAAAAUAUAACAGUGCCAUUGUUUUGUCUCAAGAUGCACACCAUUAAUGUAUUCUUCUAAGGUAUUUUUAUAAAAGCGACAUAAAUAUCUUAAUUCAACUAAGGCAUAGUCCUGGUUUAAGAUAAGCCGUGUCUGUGAAACCGGGCCUAUGUGUCUGUGCAAUAUUUUCUAUAGACCACUUUGGAAAACGUAAGUAACGCUGGUGCAGAAGAACUUACUAUUUCAGUUUUUGUAACAAAACACAAACGUUUGAAGAAAAUACGAUCAACAGAACAUUUAUAACCAAAUUCAAAUGUUAAACAAAUAUCUUUAAGAUUUUAUAUACGUAAGAUUUUAAAAUAAAAAAUAAAUAAAAAUGUAACCGGAUGUGCUUCUGGACCAGUGUUUAUGUCUUACAAAGAGGCCUAUAAGUUUAUAUAUAUUUUUGACUGUACAGUAGUAUGCCCUUAAAAUGGAAAAUAAAAUGAGUUGUCCUGUAUCAGCUGACCUGCAUAACUAACUUUCAGCCACACGGGGGCAGUAUAGUGUCAGAAUGUCUUGCACUUACAGUUUGUCCAGUUUUAAUUCUCUACAAAUAAAUGUGAAUACAAACUAUAUUUGGAAAUUUGAGGAAACGUUGUCAGCAGUUGAAUAUGAAUAGAAUGAAACAAAAAUGAUCAUUUUACCUAAACACCUAUAAAUAAUGGAGUUGUCUCCUAAUGUUUUAGAGCUGUUUUUAGCAUUUCUAUAAAAAAGUGUCAGGAAAUAACAUCUCUAUUAGGACAGCAGAGUGGAAAUGUAAUGAAUUUAAAGUAAUUGUAUUAACCUGUGGUGUUAGUAAGUCCAUGAUCAUGUCAGUAAAAUCACAGUCGGUUACAAAAGUUUGACUCUUUCAGCUUUACAGUAGUCGAAAUUGCAGAAUCAAGAUAUGUUGCAUGAUGUCUGAUGUCAUGUAUGCUGUUUAAGGGAGUAGCGCAUAUUUAUGCCAUAUAAAGAAAUGUGUUUGCAGUGUGUUAAAGGAAAGAAAACAGGUGUUCGUCGUCUCCUACACAUACAAUGCAGCUGUCAAAUGAAAUAUCUCCACCGACCCUAAAAACGAAGCUUGAGCGGUUGUUCAUCGACAGGCUCUCAGUCCACAGCUAGUAAAGUUUAUUACUUCCAUGUUGUGCAUAAUAAACCCCAAGGCUUAAACAAGCUAACAGGAUCAUUCAGAUUUUGAAGCUCAUAGUAAAGAUUUUUAAAUGCCUUUAAGUAAGGGAUAACGUACAGUCAGCUGAUUAUUAUCUUAAAAAUAAAUCGACACAUCAACGUGAGGGGUUUUGUUUUACGGAAGCGAGUGGCUGACUUAACAUUAUCCUGCUUAUUACGUUACUGCUUGCCAAAAUAAAUCAAUGAUCAUAAAAUAUAGAUUGGUGUGAGACAGAGAGAGAGAGAGACAGGGAGGAGUAAGUGAUUUUGCGUGAGGCACGUGGGGUCGAUACAGUAGUGAGAGGGCGGUUAUAUUUUGCGUUCACAAGCCGACUGGUAAAAAUAUACUCCUAAACACAGAGCGCGCGCGCGAACGAUUAAUAGAGCCGUGCAUGAAGGAAGAGCACGUCUGAACAGUGUGUUAGGAAGGAGGGAGGAGAGAAAUGUGAGUCUCGUGUGUGGCUUUGCUGUCUGGGGCGGAUCUCUGUAAAGCACUGAAGCGUUCGGCUACAUUCCCACACUGCAGUGCUGUCAUAGCUGGAUAAACUACCAUCUGCUUCUUCUGAUGCUGCAAACACAGGACUGAAGCUCUGAUCUGUUCAGUGGAGACUAGUUGCAUGUGUGGCGUCUGAAAGAAGAGAGGACCACGUUAUGACGAUUGGUAACAGGAAAUUGGAGUGACACUGGAACAUCCACUGGAAAAAUCCUAUGGGACACACACACACAGUUUUAUUCAGGCACAUGUGAUGCUGUUGUAGGGAAUCCGCAGAGUCGUAAGGACUUGGAAAUUCUGCGAAGUUGGAGUUUUGCGAACGGAUGCACGUGUUUUAUUUCUUUUUCGCCAUUUCAUUCCGUGUAAAGAAACACUUUUCCUUUGAGGGAAGCUCCAAGGGAUUCUACCUCAAGUAGCCGGUAGAAUUAAAUAGGUUAAUGUGUUCAUUUCCACAUGGGCGUUUUAGCAAAGGUAGUCACACGGUUUAGUCAGUUUUAGUCGGUUCACAAACUGGCGUGUGGCAGAAUGGAAUCGUGACAUUCCCAUGAUGCUUUGUGGCUUGAGGAAAGAGGGUCGCAACAACAGUGAUGAUGGCCCAUACACAAAGGGAAAUAAAGACUCGGCUGCGAGUGACGGCCUCACCAAGAGGUGCAGUCUUGCCGAUGAACAGAGAGGUGUGACGACUGUUGAACUGAUUAAAAAAGAGGGCAGUAGUCUCGGCCUCACCAUCUCCGGAGGCUGUGACAAGGACGGCAAGCCGAGAGUGUCAAACCUGAGACCCGGAGGUCUCGCAGCCCGGAGUGACCAGCUCAAUGUUGGUGACUACAUAAAAUCAGUCAACGGGAUAAACCUGUCCAAACUGAGACACGAUGAGAUCAUCAGCAUGCUGAAGAACAUCGGCGAGCGUGUGGUGCUGGAGAUUGAGUAUGAGCUUCCUCCGUUCGCCCCCAGUAAUCCAUGCAGUGUGAUCUCCAAGACUAUUGAAGUGUGUGUAGAGAAAGAGGGCAACAGCUUUGGUUUCGUCCUGAGAGGGGCCUUCCAUGAGGACUGGCAUAAGGCUCGACCUCUAGUGGUGACCUACGUCAGGCCCGGAGGACCUGCAGACAGGGAGGGAACCCUGCGCGCCGGCGACCGCGUGUUGAGUGUGAACGGAGUGGCUCUGAACAGACAGAAACAUGCUGACGCUCUGACCCUGAUCAUGCAGAGUGGCCACGAGGCUUUCUUCCUCAUCGAAUACGACAUCGCCAUCAUGGCUUCAGUGCAGAAGUCUUCUGGACCGCUGCAGGUGGAGAUCUCUCGCACCACAGGCUCAGUACUGGGACUCGGUCUCACUUCCUCCCCCUACAGGAACAAACACGUCAUUACAAUCCAGAAGAUCAAACCUGCUAGUAUCGCCGACAGGUGUGGUGCUUUGCAUGUUGGGGAUAUUCUUUUAGCUAUAGAUGGCAUGAGUACAGAGCACUGUUCACUGAUGGAGGCACAACAGCUCCUGUCAAACUCCUCUGAACUCACCAAACUAGAGAUCCUGCCCUCUGAACACACCGUAUCUGUACACGAUACAGUACGUGUUCAGAAGAGCAGUCACCGUCCGUGGGAUUCGAGCGAGAACUACAUCAGCGCUCCUCCACCCUUCCAGAAAACCCCUUCAGCCUGGAGUCACACCACCCCAACACCGUCACACUGCCGAUCUGUGACGUCUGGAAGCUCCACAAACACAUCCGGCUUUCACAGUUACAACUGCGGGACCCAGUACCCCAACACGUUCCCCAGCAACACCCUGCCCUCUUACCCCUCCAGCCCUCGCUGUGCGGUCACUAAGAAGAGACACAGGAGAAGAGAUCACUUAUCUCUGGCAUCGAGUACAGUGGGCGCCGGUGGUCAGGUCGUGCAUAUCGAGACCAGUGAGGUGGUUCUGAGAGGAGAUCCUCUUAUCGGCUUUGGGAUUCAGUUACAGGGAGGUGUGUUCGCUACAGAACCGCUGUCCGCGCCCGCCUGUAUCCGAUUUAUAGAGCCCGACACACCUGCUGAGAGGUGUGGAGUGUUACAAGUCGGAGACAGACUUCUUUCAAUUAAUGGAAUUCCAACUGAGGACGGAACACUGGAAGAAGCCAAUCAGCUGCUCCGAGAUGCUGCGCUGGCCAAUAAGGUCACGCUGGAGGUGGAGUUUGAAGUUGCAGAGUCGGUUAUCCCCAGCAGUGGCACAUUUCAGGUGAAGAUGCCCAAGAGACGAGGAGUGGAACUGGGUAUUACUAUCAGUGCCAGCAAGAAGCCCGGAAAACCUCUGAUCAUCUCUGAGAUACAGAAAGGCAGCAUUGCACACAGAAUAGGAACUUUGGAGCCGGGUGAUCGUUUAUUGGCUAUUGAUAAUGUUCGACUGGAUAACUGUGGGAUGGACGAGGCCGUGAUGAUCCUCCAGCAGGCCGAGGGGAUGGUCAAACUGCGCAUUCAGAAAGAUGAAGAUAACCUGGAUGAAUCGGAGUCGUCUGGUUCGGUCAUCUUCACCGUAGAGCUCAAGAGACACGGAGGUCCACUUGGAAUCACCAUUUCGGGCACAGAGGAACCCUUCAAUCCCAUUUUGAUCUCCAGCUUGACCCGAAACGGCCUCGCGCACAGGACUGGUGCGCUUCACAUCGGCGAUCGAGUGUUGGCGAUCAAUAACAUGAGUCUGAAGGGAAAACCUCUGAGCGAGGCCAUUCAUCUACUGCAGACCGCUGGAGACACCGUCACACUCAAAAUCAAGAAACGCUCUGAUCCUAUGUUAGAGUCGGACAGAGGCAGCCCGUCCAGAUCGCCUUCAUGCGUGAGUGACACGGAGGACGACCAAUCAGAUUCUCUCAGGCGGGGCAAAUACUCUGAACUUCGCCUGACCACACCGCCCAGUUUGGACUCGGCAAUGGACUCGUGGGAUAGUUCUGCUCUGGACCCUGGCUAUGGAAGUCAAGGUGUUUAUAUCCAUAGAGCAAAUGAUUUCAACCUUCACCCCAAUGACUGGAGACAGACCAAUCACAGAAGCCCACUGACCUCCAGAAGACACGCCCAUCGAAACGCAGUGUAUGAUGGGAGGUUAGGUGAAGAGGAUUGGACAUACUCUGGAUCUGUCAGUCCCGCACGCUGUUACAACAACAAUACAGAAGCUCAGGAGAACUAUUGGUCGCAAGCUCUUCAGGACUUGGAGACCUGUGGCCAGUCCGAAAUCCUCAGAGAGCUUGAGGCCACUAUGAUGUCAGGCAGCACAUUGAGCUUGGGAGAAGAUAUUGAAAAACAAAACGAAAUCACGACCAAAGCUCUUGCACCGAGCCCAGAAUGGACCUCCGAGAACAUGAGAGACACCAGUCCUUCUCUGCCAUUAGAGCUUCACAAGAUCUGUUUACGGAAAGAUCCUGACAGCAGGGAUUUUGGCUUCAGCGUGUCCGAAGGUCUGCUGGAUAAGGGUGUUUACGUGAACAUGAUCCGUCCCGAUGGGCCUGCCGACCAAGCUGGGUUACGCCCAUUUGACCGUAUUCUACAGGUGAAUCACGCACGGACACGUGACUUUGACUGUUGUCUCGCCGUGCCGUUGAUCACAGAAGCCGGAGAGCCGCUGCAGCUGGUUAUCAGCAGAAAUCCUCUCACUCAGGCACACGUUUGGCCACCUAAAGACUGUCAGGACCCUUCCGAUGCAUUUCCUGCACAAAACCUAAAAAGAGUUGACCUCUGAUUUCCAAACAUGAGCACAAUUUUCAUCGUUUUUUAACAGAAACGGUUCUCUCUCUCACUUUCACAGGGUCAGUCUUACACAAACAGUAGCAUUGUUUUUGUGUUUCUUGUCUACGUUUUUGCACAAUUAAGGGUCCAAUACUAUUUUCAUCACUAAAGUUGAUGAUUUCAUCUUCUGUUAUUCGUUUCACUUUCACGUCUUCCAAGAUUAUUUUGACCACUCGAAGAUUAAUGAGCACAUUUUGUUCACAAAUUGUCACAUGACUUAUCACACAGGCAGUCCAUUUGUUAUGAAAGCCACUUUUAUAUCUGUUGUGUUUAAAUCACACAUACACGGUUAGGUUUUUUUUGUCUGUAUGAAUGCUUUGAUAAUCCAGAUCUGCAGGUUCUUACAAAGAGAUGGGUCGUGUGUCGACUGAUAAAAAGAUGUGUUCUUCUCAAGAAAUGAAAGCUUUACAGUAUGACGGUUCAAAGAGAGAAGCUACAUGGAUAUGCACAAACGCACACGCUUCACAUGCGAGCGAUGUUUUAAUGCAAAUAUUUCAGGUUUAUGUGAGGGGGUUUAGUCAUAGUCUGUCAUUAGACAUUUCACAGUUUAAUGGCUUUACAUCCUGAUCAGAAACAAGAAUAAAUUCAGAUUUUAAGUAAUUGAAAGUCCUUGCGAGGAAUUGGUUUUAAGUGUAACUUUUAAAAGCAAAUAGUUCUCUGUAUUUUACCCACAAUCCUCUAUUCUGCGUAUGAAGCACUUUUGUCUGUACUGUAGGUAGUGAAGGAUGUUUAUGUACAAUGUCACAGAUGUGUAUUUAUUAAUUUUGAAUUAGAAAUGAUAAUUUCCUUUUUAAAGAAAAAUAAAGGAUAAAACGAG